CCACUCCUCAAAGAGGAGACUUAUCGCUGCAAUGGCAGCGAGCCCAAAAUGUAUGGUCUUGGGAAUCAACUUUUACAAAUGAUCACAGAAUUUUUAUUUAGAAGCCACGCCAUUAAAACAAACAUCGUCCUCGCCGUAGUAUGACAUUUUUGAGAUUAUUAUAUAGUAUUGCGAACGGGACAAAUUUUGCAGUUACAGAGUUAUUUCUUCCAAGAUGCUGCGACGCGACAUCAUAAGGAACAGGACAUAUCUACCGGCUCUUGUUGCAAAAGAAUGUCGGAACUAUGGGACUUCAUAUUCUACGGUGCACCAGGAGCCGCCAGGUCCUCUGAUAAAAACGGAAAUUCCGGGUCCAAAAUCAAAAGAACUUUUCAAAGAAAUGAUGGAUAUUCAACAAUGUGGAUCAGUGCAACUCUUUGGGAAUCUUGAAAAAUCUGCUGGCAAUUACUUUGCGGACGUAGAUGGCAAUCUCUUUUUGGAUGUUUACACGCAGAUAUCUUCUAUACCUCUUGGGUACAAUCAUCCGGCGCUUCUAAAUGCAUUCCGGUGUGAUAGGGAAGUGAGAGCUUUGGUAAAUCGUCCUGCUCUUGGAGUAUUUCCUUCAGACGACUGGCCUAAAAAAUUGCGAAAUGUUCUGUUGGCAGUCGCACCACCAGGCUUGAAACACGUCAUGACCAUGAUGUGUGGGGCUUGCUCUAAUGAAAAUGCGUUCAAAGCUGCUUUCAUAUUAUAUUGUACAAGAAAACGUGGUGGCAAAACAACAUUUACGGACGAAGAAAUACAAACAGCACUUCUAAAUAUUCCCCCAGGAGCUCCAGAUUUAUCAAUUAUGUCAUUCAAGGGUCUGUAUAAUAAUGGAGCUUUCCAUGGACGUACAUUAGGAUCAUUGGCGACUACGAGGUCGAAAGCUAUUCAUAAACUGGACUUCCCAAGUUUUGAAUGGCCAGUUGCUAGAUUUCCAGAAUACAGAUAUCCGUUGGAAGCGUUUAAAUGUGAAAAUGAACAACAGGACAGAGAGUGUCUCGCAGACGUUGAAGAGCAAUUUGACAGGUGGGAAAAGAAAAGACCUAUCGCUGGCGUUAUCAUUGAACCCAUUCAGGCAGAAGGCGGUGAUAUCCAUGCUUCACCAGAGUUUUUCCAAGAAUUGCAAAAAAUAUGUAAACGCAGAGGAGCGGCUUUCAUCUUGGAUGAAGUCCAGACUGGAUGUGGACCGACAGGCAAAAUGUGGUGUCACGAACAUUUCAACUUGCCAUCACCACCUGACUUGGUCACAUUCAGCAAGAAAAUGUUGACUGGGGGAUUUUAUUUCAAGCCGGAAUAUCUGCCACCGCAACCGUUAAGAAUUUUCAACACGUGGAUGGGAGAUCCAUCGAAGCUGAUUAUGUUGGAACAAGUUAUCAAAAUCAUUAAAAGUCAAAAUCUUCUACAAUUAGUCGAACAGACCGGAAAUGUCCUUAAAUGUGGUCUGCACUGUCUAGAAACUGAAUUUUGCUUCAUGAUAAACAGCGUACGUGGUCGAGGCACAUUUUUGGCAUUCGACGCCGCCACACCGGAAUUAAGGGAUAAUAUUGUCAAAACUUUGAAACAAAAUGGUGUGCUUGGGGGUGCGUGUGGAAUAUGUACAAUUCGCCUUCGACCGGCACUUAUUUUCAGACCGGAACACGCUGAACUCUUUUUAGAAAUACUCAGGAAAACUUUGAGGCAACUGAUGUCUUGCCGUUGUUGACAGAAUUAGGUGACCUAACCUGGAGUAGAUUUCAUUUCUCUUUAAGUUUGGCUGAUUAACUGCCUGGUGCAUGUUAGCAUCAAUUGCAAUAGGUACUCUAAUCAUUAUAUUAUGCUCAAAUAGCUACCACGAAUGGAAGUAAUAGAUGUGGUCUUAUCUCUUUAAAUCACAAUAAAUCAUAGAUACAGUUCGAAAAUAAUUUGCAGGGUUUCUGAAAAUAUCUUAAGUAUGAAAAUAGAUGAAACAAUGAAUCAUGUAGGGAAAAAGUAUGUGAUCGUGUUACAUUUAAGAUUAAAUUCUUAAGCUGAAUACAUAUGACUGAUUGAUGUCUUCCAAAUAAUUAUAAUAAAAACCAGAUUGAAUCUAU
Molecule: messenger RNA, 2093 nt
Organism: Spodoptera litura
Lineage: Eukaryota; Metazoa; Arthropoda; Insecta; Lepidoptera; Noctuidae
Product: 4-aminobutyrate aminotransferase, mitochondrial-like
Biological process (GO): GABA catabolic process
Cellular component (GO): mitochondrion
Molecular function (GO): 4-aminobutyrate:2-oxoglutarate transaminase activity; pyridoxal phosphate binding
Source: RefSeq, a predicted model, not a curated record